AUGCGAGCUGAUGGACCCUCCUCAGCUGCGACAAGGCCAAACGCCGCGUCUGCCAUGGUCGCCGGUGCGCGUGUCUACCUCGCGGACCCCGCCACUCUCAGCAAGGCGACGUUCUCCUGCGACGGCGUGUUUCUUCCGUCAUCACCCACGGCAGCAACACCGGCGGCCAUGGCUGCACAGCAACAACACCUGUACGACGUGACGUGCAAGAGUCUGCUGGUGCCGGCGCCGCGCCCACUCGAGCGGCAACGGCGAUGGUUCAGCAGCUAUCCCGUACCGACUGCGGCCCGUCGCAUUUACCUCGCCUACGGGCAGACAGCAAGCGGCAAGACGUACAGCCUGUUCGGCGAGACCUCGACGAGCUCUGGCGUCGAGGGGCUGUCCCCUGCGGCAGGUGUGGUGCCCCGCUACCUGCACGACGUCUUCAGCACAAGGAACGACGCAGAGCAGCGGCGGCGUCGAUGCGGCACUGGCCGUGGCAGCGUCGACGGGGCCGUCGAUGACGUCUUUGUCGACCUUUCGUGCUUUGAGGUGUACAACGAGGCCGCGAUGGAUCUGGUGGCGCUCUCCGUCGCGCAGUCGACGCUCGACUUCCCGCACUCCACCGGCGCGGCUGAUGUGGCACGAGGCAGCGUGGUCCGCCGCCUGAGCUCCAAGACUCCAACUGACGCUGCCGCCGGAGUGACACACUCCUUGAGGUCUUCCGACCUACGGCGGCAGCUGCCGGUGUGGAUGGCGCACAAACUGUACCGCAGUGAGCAGCAUCCGGACGGGGCUGACGCGCACACGCAAGAGGACGUGUGGGGCACGCGUAGCGAGAGCUCCGCGUCGGUGGAGACAGGCUGCACCGCCACCGCUGGAGCCGCAGCGGCACCGUUCGCAUCAUCACCGACCCUCUCGCGGUUUCUCAAGACCGAGUACAAGGCUACUGAAAAGCAGCAGGUGCUGCGGUCACUGGAGCGCGCACGAUGCACGACCUUCGCCGAAGCGCAAGCGGUCUUGCAGGCCCUGCUUGCUCUACGGCAGGAGUGCGCCACCAGCCGCAACCAAAGCUCCUCCCGCGGCCAUCUCGUCCUGUGCGUCCGGGUUUACGCGCCAGCGGCGCGUGACGAUCUGGCAAGUGAGUGGAUCAUGCAGCACGAAACGGCAUUUGUGGAUCUGGCCGGGUCAGAGAGCGGAAAGCUCGCCGACGCCGACGUAGCCGAUGUCUGCGCCUCUAAGGUGGCGUGCCAUCAGCCGAGACGGCGAGGCCACGCAGCCACCGGAGCAGCGUCCUCGUCGCGCGCGAGCAGUCUGCACAGCCGCGUCUCACUGGAUACCUCCAUGCAAUCUGGCGUCUCCUUGCAGCACAGCGGCAUCAGCAGCGGCACCACCACUACGGUCAGCUCGGCAUAUCAUCGCUCUCUCCUCCGCCCAUCUCCCGAGGCAGACAAGAAGGCGGUACGGGUGCGGCGGCGGCGCGAGACAAGGUCUAUCAACGCAAGUCUCCUGGCCCUUCGUAAGGUCUUUCGGGCUCUCUAUGAAGCAACACGGUUGAGCCACACAGCCGUCGCCCAGGGGUCAGCAGCAUCAGCGGCGACUAAACUCCCGCGCCGGCCUCCGCUGCACCACGCCCCUUUCAAGGACAGUGCGCUGACGGCAAUCCUCGAACCUUUCCUGGUGCCGCAGCCAUCUGCAGCGACUCCAUCAUCAUCCAUCUCUCCGAGUGCACCAGAGGGUGCCGCCGCCGUGCACGUUGUGCUGCUUGUGUGCUGCUCCAGUAGGUCCGUCGACUUCUUCGAGACAAUCGCCUCCCUGCGGUUGGGAGCAGAGGCCGCUGCAGUAAAGCCGGAGGUCGUCCUGCGCGCGCUGCCGGUGCAGCAGCGCGCGCAACAACAUCAGCUGCACCUCUCCGGGUGUGCCACUCACCUCAAGCCGCACUACAACACCGCCGGCCACCGCCACCGCGAGGGCGGCGGGUGCGCGGCGUGUUUGCCUCCGCGGCUCUGCCGCAGCGCGUCGGCCCCGAGUCGACGAUUGGUGCUUUCAGGCGAUGAGAAUGAGCAAGGGGAAGUGGACGAGCUUAGCAAGUGCACCAGUGCACCCGGCAUCAGGGCUGCGUCAAGUGAGCGUCACGACCGGCGCAGACCUGGUGAGGCCGUCAUGAGUGCCGCAGACGCUGCCCGCCUCUGCGAUGAGGCUCGCCAGUACAAGAAAACGGCCCAGCAGCUUUACAAGCAGUGCAAGUCGCUGUGCGAGAGCUAUGACGAGUGCGUUGACGAGCUGCAGUGGUGCCGCGCCGCGCUGUCGGAGCGGGACGCUCGCGUCGCCGAGCUGGAGGCAGCACUCGAGAAGGUCACUCGCGCAUGUGCAGCAGGCUCGUCGAGACAGCCGCAGCAGCCUCUACCAGAGCCGCUGCAGCCGCGCACCCCAAAAGCAAGCCGCAACAGUACCGCCGCCCACGGAUCACCCGCUGCACGCACGCCUCACCCGCUGCGCCUUCAGCGCAGCAGCCGGGAAGCGGCUGCGGGUGAGUCCCGUGAAGUCAUCGCAGCAGUUAACGACAGCGGUAAGCGGGAGGUGAGCGCUGACCCUGUGCCGUCCGCCACGGCGUCGGUCACUGCAGAGAGUAUGCGAGCCACUUCCACCAACUCCACGGCACGAGAAGGCAGCGGGCGGUGGAUGGUGAGCGUGUCGCCCUUUUCCACCGCGUCGCUCGCAGAAGGAACAGCAGCCCGCAUGGCGACGGUGCGCGAGGACGUGGAGGGCGUGAAGGACGUUGUCGAUGACGCCGGCAGCAGCGGCAGUAGCAUUCUCCGUCAAUCCUGCGACUCAAGCGUUGAGCGGCAGCAACAGCACGCUCGACGCAUCAUGGACACGCUCCUGGCGCGGCAGAUAUUCCCUUCAGACGAGCCAGUGGAACCGACCCAGUCCCUGUCACCACCCUGCGCGAGCUCUCCCUAUCCGGUCUUGCCCACGCUCUCAGCGCGCGGCACUGCGGCGCCCGCAUCGUCACCGGUGCAGGAACAGCAACACGCACGAAGUCACAGCAGCUGCCAAGACAGCGAGAGCGACGCACACGUUGCGCAAGGACGCGAGUCCGACAGCGAUGGUCGGAGCCCGCUCACAGCGGAGGCGGACGCGGCAGCCGGUGAGCCGGCACGUGCGAAAGAGGUGGCCGAGGCGAGUGCUACUGUUGCGGCAGCCUCUGCUUCCAUGUCGGCGCCGCGUCAGUCGUACAACACCCCCCGCUCCUCCUCCGCCGGUGCAACGGCGUCGUCCUUGCUGGAAGGGAGGGGCAGCGUCAGUGUCGGGCGGUCUUCCUGCUACAGUGUCGCGGAGGGGCCAGAGGUUGAGUUAAUGGCCUUCCUCUCCUCUGCGGCUACCGCCGUGCACGGGGUCACUGCACCAGUGGCAUCAGCCUCAGCAGUGUCAGCCACUGCGCCAUGGUCGAAAGAGAUGAACGUCAGUGUGUCGCACACAGUGCCGCGCGACUCCCCUCUUCGUGCGACGACAAGGCGGGUGAUCGCCAUGUCGAUGGAUCGCGACCGCGAGGUUCCUCACGCGGAGGCGGCGGUCGGCGGUGAUGAGGAAGACGCCGUCGAGGAAGUGGUGAUACGGCUGAAGAAGCAAGACCGUAGUGGCGCCCUUCGCAUCCCCGCGGCAACGUGUCAGCCUACGGAAACCAUCCGGCAUGUCGAGGUGAACGGCAGGGCGGCAUCGAAACCACCCUGCAGCAGCCCUCCUCUCGGUGCAGUUUCCUCGGCUCCCGUGCCGCCGUCGGCAUCGCCCCUGGGGCGGGUGUACCAACUGUGA
Molecule: messenger RNA, 3795 nt
Organism: Leishmania major strain Friedlin
Lineage: Eukaryota; Euglenozoa; Kinetoplastea; Trypanosomatida; Trypanosomatidae
Product: putative kinesin
Exons: 1
Coding region: 1-3795 (1264 amino acids)
Biological process (GO): microtubule-based movement
Cellular component (GO): kinesin complex; microtubule
Molecular function (GO): ATP binding; microtubule binding; microtubule motor activity
Source: RefSeq, a predicted model, not a curated record